CUGGUUGUUUAGACUUAUCAUAUCUGGGUCUUAGCUUAUUAUUAAAGCAGUGUCGUUCAAUUGCUAAUAAUAUUAAAAACAUUGUUGUUCGUCAUGUCAAGAGGUCAGCGAAUCACGUAGCUCAUGUGGGUCUUAUCCUUUUUCCUUUUUUCCCUUUUCCUUGAGCUUUUUUUCAUACUAUUAUUCUCUCUAUAAAUUCCAUCUGCGAUAUGUUCCUUCCCAACACACACUAAGUAGCUAGCCUCUUCAUCAAUCUUCACCACUCAUCUUUUCUAGCUUUCCUGCCUUUUGCUCACUUCCUAACCCUGUCUAUAUAUGGACAACUCUACAAUCAACCUUCAACCUUCCACUUGGGAAUACGAUGUGUUCUUGAGCUUUAGAGGUGAAGACACGCGCAAAAAUUUUAUCAGUCAUCUUUACUCUGCAUUAUGUAAUGCAGGUAUUCGCACGUUCAGAGACGAAGAGGAGCUAAGAAAGGGCGAAUCUUUAGCGCCUGAACUCACGAGAGCAAUCCAAAAUUCAAGGGUCUCUAUGAUCAUUUUCUCGAAAAACUAUGCCUCGUCUAGGUGGUGCCUUGACGAAUUGCUUCAAAUCCUCGAGUGCAGGGAAAAGGGAAAACAGUUAGUCUAUCCUAUUUUUUAUGACGUUAAACCUUCUGAAGUGCGUAAUCAAAGUGAAAGUUACGGUAUGGCUUUGGCAAAGCACGAAGAACGUUUUGGGGGAAAAGAUAAAGUAAAAAAAUGGAGGGAUGCACUCACUAAAGUUGCAAAUAUGUCAGGAUGGGAUUUGCAAGGCCUUGCCGGUGGGUAUUUCUUUCUCCUUGUUGUGUUUGAAUAAUUCUUAAUAUAUAUUAUAUAACAUAGGCAAUUUCUUUUUAAAGCAUGAAAACUUUAAAACUGAAUAUCAUUAUAAAUUUUAAUUGUUUGGAGAUGACUUGAGAGAUUAGUACGUGUCCGUUGUUGUUUUAAAUUU
Ipomoea triloba (trilobed morning glory) is the source of this 972-nucleotide messenger RNA. RefSeq names its product TMV resistance protein N-like. The record is from RefSeq and is a predicted model, not a curated record. The transcript has a single exon. The coding region runs from base 316 to 837 and encodes 173 amino acids. NCBI's taxonomy places the organism in Eukaryota, Viridiplantae, Streptophyta, Magnoliopsida, Solanales, Convolvulaceae. Gene Ontology annotation, biological process: signal transduction.